Messenger RNA from Prorocentrum cordatum, 268 nucleotides. NCBI's taxonomy places the organism in Eukaryota, Dinophyceae, Prorocentrales, Prorocentraceae. The record is from the annotation of a GenBank genome assembly.
CGGGGGCCCCGCCAAGGCGGCCAGCGGCGACGUAGCCGCCGGCGGCGCUGCAGGGGAUGCUGCCCAGGCUGAUGAGGAGAUGCGCGAGGACGACCGCCCGAUGCCCGAGGUUCUGCACGCGCUGCAUAUGCGGCCGGCCGUCGAGGAAGUGUACGGAUGCAAGUGGGCCCACUAUGCUUUCUUGACCCAUGAGCAGAUGGCUGACGGUUGGAUGUCGUACUAUUCUGAUGAUUUCCUGCGCGUGUUCUUUUGGAAUUGGAAGACCGAG